Molecule: messenger RNA, 2303 nt
Organism: Anolis carolinensis (green anole)
Lineage: Eukaryota; Metazoa; Chordata; Lepidosauria; Squamata; Anolidae
Gene: tmprss13
Product: transmembrane serine protease 13
Exons: 13
Coding region: 485-1780 (431 amino acids)
Biological process (GO): proteolysis
Cellular component (GO): membrane
Molecular function (GO): serine-type endopeptidase activity; protein binding
Source: RefSeq, a predicted model, not a curated record
GUGUGAUUCCAGGUGUGGCCUGACCAAAGGGUGCUCUUUGACCCUUGCCCUUCCCUGAGCCAGGUGCAUCCUCCCUCUUUCUCUUUGUUGUCCCUUCCUUGUGUCCCUCCCUCCCUCUCUCUCCUUCAAGGUGACCUCCCAGGGGUGGGGCGUCCUUGGGAUUGCCACCUGGGCAACCUGCUGGGCCUCGCAGGGCCACUGGGGACCGAGGUGACCGAGGAUGGCCCCGCCGGCCGCGUCUGGGAGGCCUCGAGGUUGAAGGGCGACACUCAGGACCUCCACCUGCCAUCGAGGAAGCCGCCUCAGUACCGCGCUAAGCCAAGCCACCUUUCAGGACGGCCCUGGCCCACAGCAUGGCCACCUGAGCCCCGAUCCACUUUCCCAGGUGGGACUGCCUAAGCCUCGCCAAGGCCCCGUCCACGGCGUGGCCCUCCAGCCCUUUGCAGCAGCGAACACAAGCAGCACUCGUCCUCCGCUGGCCUGCAUGGCACGGCCCACCUCAACCACCUCCUCUGAUCUAAUGACAACGACCACCACCUUCAAGGCCUCCUGGGGGAGGAUGGGCAGGAAGCGGGUGGCCCUCAUCGCCUGCCUGCUGGUCCUCAUUGCGCUGCUGCUGGCCCUCAUCCUGCUCUUCUUGUUCUGGCGCUCCGGGACCGACAUGGUUUACAAGGAGCCCGCGGAGACCUGUAAGGCGCCCGUCGUCCGCUGUGACGGGACCCCCGACUGUUCCUUGAAGAGCGACGAGCUGGACUGCGUGCGCUUCAACUGGAACGGGUCCUUGCUCCGGGUCUUCUCGGCGGCGGAGCAGGAGUGGCUCCCCGUCUGCAGCCAAGACUGGACCGCCGCCUUCGCCCAGAAGACCUGCCAGCAGCUCGGCUUCGGAAAUGUCUCCGAGACCGACUCCGUGACGCUGUCCCACUCCGGGAAGAGCCUCCUGCCCGCCGCAUUGAAGGACACCAUCCAGCAGAGCCUCAACCGGACCUCGGAGUGCCCCUCCAGAAGAUAUGUCACGCUCCGCUGCUCGAGCUGUGGUCAGCGCCUGUCGGGGCGCAUCGUGGAGGGCGCGGAGGCCCCAUCCAGCAAGUGGCCCUGGCAGAUCAGCCUCCAGUACGGCUCCAGCCACAUCUGUGGAGGGACCCUCCUCGACCCUCUCUGGGUCCUCACCGCUGCCCACUGCUUCUUCAUGAACAACGUGAAGAUCCUGGACCGGUGGAAGGUGGUGGCGGGGGCCUCGGACCUGAAGCGCCCAGGAGGUGGGUGGGAGGGGGUCCCCGUCAAGGAGGUCAUCAUCAAUGCCAACUAUAGCGAGGAGCACGACGAUUAUGACAUUGCCCUCCUGAAGCUGGCACGGCCCCUUGUCCUCUCCGCCCAGGUGCGCCCCGCCUGCCUCCCCAUGUCCGGCCAGAACUUCAAGCCGGGAAGGACCUGCUUCAUCACUGGAUACGGCAAGGUCAAUGAGCAUGAAGAAAACACAUCGCCGAAGCUGCGGGAGGCCGCUGUGGAGAUCAUCGACUUCCGCCUCUGCAACCGUCCCAGUGUCUACGAGGGCUUCCUGACCCCACGCAUGAUGUGCGCCGGAUACUUGCAGGGGGGCCGGGACUCCUGCCAGGGUGACAGUGGGGGGCCCUUGGUCUGUGAGGACGGCAACCGCUGGUACUUGGCCGGCGUCACCAGCUGGGGCACCGGAUGCGGCCAGAAGGACAAGCCGGGGGUCUACACGCAAGUCAACAAGAUGCUCAGCUGGAUUUACAGCAAGAUGGAGAGCCAACGCCAUUGAUGAGCGAAACAUACGCAUGCACACACACAUACAUGUGGGAGGCACAUGGGCAAAGAGACGUUCCUGUGUGGCUCAGCCUUUCAGGGACCCAUUGCAGUGGCAGCGAGUAGCGGAGAAGAGGAGGAGGAGGAGACCUUGUUCGGGACGCAUUGGGGUCCCACCUUCAUGCCACAGCCAAGACUGGCGAUGCUUGACGACCCAGAUGUUCAAGAGCCCGACACACAGUGGGCCUCUCUGCUCUGCCCAGCUGUUCAGACACAUUUCGCUCAUGUUCGGACAGGGUUGUGGAGAAGUGGGCCUUCUUUUCUCUUCCGCUUCCCGGGCAUUCGGGGUUUCCCACUUACGGCACUUUAAGGGGGAACCGCGACUCAGGGAGACUUCCCUUGGACUUGGAGGUUCUGCAGGUGUAGAGGGAUUCUCGCUCUCUCUCCUGCGGCCACAAAGCUUCCAGACCUCCUCUUUCACUCUGGCACAUCUUGUCAACACAAUGAAGUCUAUUAAAGAUUAUUUUGUUAUUUAAUGA